UAGUUCAAAGUAACGCUACACGAGUAACUGGCUGUUCGGAUUCUGGGAGUAUUUAGCUAACGUGCUUCUCUUAUUUGUGGUAAAUGUGUUCAAAUCAAUUAUCCAGAUUGUAUGUUAUUAACGAGCAGAAUUUACUGUUUCAAUAACGAAUACAUACGAGUGGGCAGUGUCCGAUCAGGCAUUACUUGUGUUUCACUUGACCUCAUCGGGUUGCAGAACUAGUGAGAUCCCACGAGCGAAGCUUAGUUAAGCGUUUAGUGCCACGGUGCGCCGUCCACGUGUCGUAACCAGACGAAUAAAUGACGAGUCCUGGGCUCGCGGACGAAUGGUAUUACGUCGGCGUUGACGUCGGCACGGCCAGCGUGCGCGCGGCGCUGGUCACGCGCGGGGGGCAAGUUAAGCGCGCGGCGGAGGAGCCCGUGCACGUCUGGGAGCCUCGGCCGGACCAUCACGAGCAGUCUUCAGAGGACAUCUGGACCAAGUGCUGCAGCGCGGUGACGAAGGUGACUGAGGGUAUUGUGAAAGACCAUGUGCGAGGAAUCGGUUUUGAUGCCACAUGCUCAUUGGUGGUUUUGGACCAGAACUUUCAGCCUGUGGCUGUCAAUCUAGAUGCUGCUGUGGAGAGGAACGUGGUCAUGUGGAUGGACCACAGGGCGACGAAGCAGGCUUCUCGCAUCACAGCCAGUGGACACCGGGUCAUGACCCGCGUCGGCGGGGUCAUGUCUCCUGAAAUGCAGCCUCCAAAGUUACUGUGGCUGAAGGAGAACCUGAGGGAAAGCUGUUGGGAAAGAGCCGAACACUUUUUUGACCUUCCAGACUUCCUGUCUUGGAAAGCGACAGGCUCUCUAGUAAGAUCUUUGUGCACUCUGGUUUGUAAAUGGACCUACUCCCCCCCUGAGGGAUGGGACGACAGUUUCUGGACCUCCAUUGGUCUGGAAGAUCUGCUCGAGAACAACCAUUCCAGAAUUGGAGAGCGCACCUGCAGUCCGGGCGACCCCGUCGGAGCUGGCCUCACCCCCAGGGCUGCUGCAGAGCUGGGCCUGAUGCCGGGGACAGCUGUGAGCGCGUCCCUCAUCGAUGCCCACGCAGGAGGCCUGGGUGUUAUUGGAGCCGAUGUAAGUGGGCACCGCCUACCUUGUGAAAACCAGCCAGUCACAUCUCGUGUUGCUCUCAUCUGCGGGACAUCCUCCUGUCACAUGGCUGUGAGCCAGAAGCCUCUGUUCGUUCCAGGCGUGUGGGGUCCUUACCUGUCUGCUAUGGUUCCAGGCCUGUGGCUUAAUGAAGGGGGCCAGAGUGCCACUGGAAGACUGAUUGAUCAUGUGGUAUUUGGACAUGCGGCUUUCUCACAGUUAAAACAACAGGCAGAGAAAAGCCGAGAGCAUGUUUAUUCUCUCCUGAACCGCCACCUGGGGGAAAUGGCCAGAGAGCAUGAGCACCUGGACCUGCUCAGCGCUGCUCUGCACGUGUGGCCUGAUUUCCAUGGCAACCGCUCUCCUCUCGCUGACCAGACCCUGAAGGGCAUGGUUGUGGGUCUCUCUUUAUCCCAGACGCUGGAUGAUUUGGCUCUUCUUUAUCUGGCCACGGUGCAGGCUAUCGCUCUUGGAACCAGACAUAUCCUAGACACUAUGAGAGAGGCAGGACAUGACAUCAGCACGCUGUUCCUGUGUGGGGGGUUGAGUAAGAAUCCCUUGUUUGUGCGGCUGCACGCCAACACGACAGGCUUACCAGUUGUCCUCCCUGCAGAGAGAGAGGCUGUGUUAGUGGGUGCUGCUAUACUUGGUGCUUGUGCCUCUCGGGACUGCAGUUCCAUUCAGGAAGCUAUGGUGAAGAUGGCCAAAAUAGGAACAGUUGUGCAUCCUGAGCUGGAACUCGAGAGCUUUUACAGGAAGAAGUACGCUGUGUUCCUGAGGCUGGGGGCCCACCAGAGAGAGUACGCAGACCUGAUGCGUGACUGACGGCUCCUCCCUGUCCCCAGUGCGUUCGGGACGCGGAAGAGUGCCAUCCAUCCUGGCGAGGAAGCAGGCUUUUGAGGUUCCUUUCUGGCCUCCAGCGCUAAGACACUCUCACUUUUUUGGACCUGUUGAUUGCUCAUGUGAGAAGAGCACCUGGUGAUUAGCAGCUGGAAUGUAUAAGACGAUGAUGGUGAUGAAUUUAAAAUGCAAAUGAACUUAAUGACCAAUAAAAUGUAACCAUAUUCAGUUUCCUUCACUAUGACUGGCAUGUUUAUUCAUAAAAGCCAACCCUCUUGACGAUCUA
Messenger RNA from Electrophorus electricus (electric eel), 2256 nucleotides. It is a transcript of the gene fggy, whose product is annotated as FGGY carbohydrate kinase domain containing. Lineage: Eukaryota; Metazoa; Chordata; Actinopteri; Gymnotiformes; Gymnotidae. Gene Ontology annotation, cellular component: cytoplasm. Gene Ontology annotation, molecular function: D-ribulokinase activity. The record is from RefSeq and is a predicted model, not a curated record. Gene Ontology annotation, biological process: carbohydrate phosphorylation; pentose metabolic process.